UAAAUGAGUACGGCCGGAAAAUGGGGCUCGGAAACAAUCUGACUCUGAUCAUCCGAAUAUGGCUGGCUGUAAUUAUCUUCCAGUACGGUCACAGCGAGAAUGUCGAGCCGAGGGCACUAGAAUUAUCAGUACCAUGGCGACCGAUACCGUAUCAUGUGCCCCAGCAGCAACCACAACAAUCGCAGCAACUGAUCAGUGUUGCCAGCUUCGACACGACGAGCAAGGACGAACUGGUUCAUAUCGCACAGCACAAUGCGCAGAUCCUGAAGCAGUUCAACCAACCGAUCGCCCAGUACAGCCAACAUCCGCAGGGUGGCAUGAAGGUGCAAAUCACGACACACCAACAAGCACCUGGACCGAGUCCAGCGGCUUCUGCGCAACAGCACCAUCAGCAGCAUCAUCAUCAUCACCAUCAGCAUUCGCCGCAAGGCGUACCGUCCUUUGGACACACACCGGCAGGACCACCGAAGUACAUGACGACACCCCUGCUGCAAACGAUCUAUCCGGCAGGGCCACACAAACAGCAACAAUCGCCACCACAAUCGAAACCGUUUGUUAAGUCGGAUCAAAUCACCACACUCAACAUGGUGCACAGUUCGACACCGAAGAUCACGGCCGCCAUCUCGACACACGGUGCGGUUGGUGUAAAGUCGGGGAAAUUCAACGGACAGUUUAGGGACGUACAACCAACGAACCAAAAAUCGACACUUAAACCUCAUCCGGUUAUGAACAAACUUCAAUCCCACCUCGGAAUCACCGGCUUCCGACCGAAGCAACCGAUCGCUACCAGUUCGAAUCGAUUGGAGCAUUUCAUCAACCCGAAUCACCUGUACGGCACCUACAUCCAAUUCGGACAGUCACCCGCACUCAGUCCAGCCUCUUUACCACCCACCAAAACGAAGUUCCUUAGCCAGUUAGGCUCUGGUGGAGUGCCAACCUUCGACUCGCAAACGCUCAAGAGCUUUUUCAAUGCUCCCGGCUACACACCAAGCGUGGGCCAGUUCAAAAAGCUUAACUUUAUCCAGCAACAGCAACAGUUGCAACCAGGAAACGGUGCCAAGUUCUCUUUCCCACACUUCAACCAAAUUCCUGCUGAUUUAGCAGAAUUCCCCAAAAAAUACGUUACACCUUCAUCCGCGGAAAAGGAACUCACCAAGACGGCAGCAGGUGGACUCGACUCAACACCAUUGUUCCCGCAUCUUCCACCGAGCGUGUUGACACCGUUUUUCCAGCAAGUUCAGCAGCAACAGCAGCAGCACAGUUCUUCGUCCGGCUUUAUCUCCGGUAACAAAUAUAACAAUUUUAACCUGAAAACACAACACCCGGCCCCUCCGGUUUCUUCGCAGUCUGGCUCUGCGGGUGGAUCCUCUACGAAGCACAGCUUCUCGCAGGGACAGUUCCAAUCUGAACGAGAAUCACUCAGUAACUUCGGUAGUCAAGUGUUCGGUGGUGGUGCGUUCAGUGCCUACAGCACCCAGCAACCUCUUCCGAUCGAGCAUAAACCGUACGAGAUCGUUAAGUUUAAGGAAUCGCCCGGUAAGCAACUAUCAACCAAGUUCAACGAGGUACAGGAUGAGUACAGCAAAAAUCUGGUCCCUCCGCCACCGAGCACUCAGCAGGCAUUCUUGCCGACCGUACUGAAUCACCUUUCGGAAUCAUCUCCGAGCAAAGAUCCGAUUGAGAUUCUGAACAAAUACAACAUCAAUCCUCACUCACCACUUCAGGACGCGAAUCGGUUUAGUUACGAAUUCCCACGGCCAACUCCCGUCUCACAUGCGUCUUCCACUGGACCUGCGCCGACAACUGUUAGUACUACUACCACUACUACUCAAUUCCCAACGGCGACGACCCUACCGAGACAGCAGUAUUACCAGCACCAUUACAACCAGUAUCAGUUCCCGGGAGAGCAAAGCUUCCAUAAUCAUCAGUCUUCCUCGCCUGUCCUGGUGACACCACUAAACGAACUUAGCGAUAACGGAUGGUUCAACAGGGAGAAAUACCUUACGACGGAAAAGCCGAAUGUCUUCAAGAAUCUCUUCCGACCGGUUGAGAGUGAAUACAAGCAGCACAAACUGAUGCAUCCAGCGUAUACUGGACUGCCACCAAACCGACGUCCGUCGGCAGCACCGUCCUCAACCACAACAUCAACCUCUGCUAGUGCCGGCUCCACUACAAACUCUCCGUGGGAUCAAUCGACCGAAGAGCCCAUCAUUACGCAUAGCUUCUUCACGAUCGAGGACGCGAUCGCUGACCCAACACUUAUCCCACCCAAGUCCAAGAACAAGUACAAGUACACGACGGAUGCGGAGGAGGAAAAUCGCCAGGAUGAUCUGCAGUUAGAAAUAGUAACCAUUGGACCAUUCUUUGGCUCGGAAGAGUCUCCCAUCCAACAGGUAGUAACGACAACCGUACCGAGUAGAGCACCUGGUUCGAAGGGAGGUAAUGGACAGCAACAUCGCCGACGACGUCCCAAACCGCAUCACCAGAGCAGUACUACAACCGAAUACACCACCGAGAUGGAUUCGACAGAAUCAACCACAAACGCCAUCAGUCCGAGCGUAAACACGGUUUCGGAUAGCCGGAACCGAAACAGGAUUCGCUUCCGUCCAAAGCCCAUUACCACUGUUACUCCACCUCCGAACGCUGCAAUCGUGGAGACGGAAGCGGUUACCACAAUCCCUCCCACUCCACCGCCACUACCAACGUUCGUUUCUAGUGAAGAGUUUGAUGGAGCGGUCAUUAAAAAGUUCCGCAAGAAGCCUCAUUUCACUCGGAAUCGCUUUAAUGUGCUUAACCAGCGAGAAGAGGAGAAAAACGUUAUUCUCGACCAAACGGAACCCUCACUAGCGACACCAACUUUAACUACGGUGGCAUCAACCAGCACAUCAACGUCUGCCGCAGCAGUUAGUAUACCUGUGGAAGCAUCACCUUCAGUUCCAGCGAUUGGUGGAGGUUUCCGGUCACGCUAUCGGCCAGCUCCUCAGCAAAAGGGCAAAGAUUCUCAGGAGGACACGCAACCAAUCUCCGGAGAUGGAUUGAAAUUGAACUCCCGUUUACCGAGUCGACUUCCUCCAACCGCGUCGUCUACUUUGGCCACAUCAACUGAUCUGUCGGCAGUGUCUUUAUUCAACUCGGACGAAUCGAACAUAAACUCAUCAGAGCCUCAGAACCGUACUCGUGGUGGAGAACACAACCGACCACGCUUCAGCAUCAAGGAGUACCGAAACAAAUUGAAUCGUACUGCAGCUAGUACGGCAGGUCCUACGAGCACGGUAGCGUCUCCGGUCGGUGAUCUCGAAACGACAACCGCUCCAAAACUUCGCUUCCCUACACGCAAUCGAUUCUUGGUGAACGCACGUCUCAAUAAGACGGUAGAAUCAAACGACGUCCUACCGACGGGAACCGGUGGUGUCACAACGGAAAAAUCAGCCAACGAAACGACGACUAGAAGCUCAUUCAGACCGCACGGUACGCGCACUUACAAUCGAUUUACGGUGAAGAAACCGUCCACGGAAACUCCUCAGACGGCUACGAACGCUGGAACGCGAGCACAAUCCACAAACGGUAGCAACCUGGCGACACGCGGGCGUACCAAAGUAGCUUACGAUCAGGCUGUGGCUGCCAAUCGUACGCUUGCCGGAACCUACAACACUACGGCAUCACUGAUCAACCGACGACCGCCGAAGAUCACGCUCAGGCAGCGCAUUCAGAACUACAACCGUAAAAAGGAGAUUGAACAGGCCAGUACAGCUACCGGCCCAGCGACUGAUGAGAAGCGCGAAGAGGUAGCAGACAUUCCCUCGGUCGAUCAAAACAGUGUCCUGGCGUCGUCCUCAGGUGAACAAAAUCGUCCGAUCGAUGAUCUUGGUACGCUUGGCGAUCGGUUCGAAUCGUCCAACGGAGUGGCUUCCGAUGAUGUGACGACACGAUCGAGCAGUACGACCGAAAGCUACCGUCAUCACGAAACGGCCAUCAUGAAGAUAUCCCCCAAGGAUCCCAACAGUGCCACUGGAGCGUCUAACGGAGAUGAUUACGACCUCAACAGUGCGUCGUCCGACUAUUCGAAACGCGUCGUCGAACUGACACUGUCCGGCACGGGCAGUAAGGAUCGGGGUAGUUUCAAGUCCGUCAACAAGGGUCUACUAUCACGCAAGGUGCCAGGAUACUUUACGCUCGCCACAGAAGAUCCAAUCUUACCGAUUGAGGCGUUUUUCCCGCAGGUAAAGAAACCUAGCGGAGGACUAGCGUGA
Molecule: messenger RNA, 4250 nt
Organism: Anopheles maculipalpis
Lineage: Eukaryota; Metazoa; Arthropoda; Insecta; Diptera; Culicidae
Exons: 4
Coding region: 21-4250 (1409 amino acids)
Source: RefSeq, a predicted model, not a curated record